This is a messenger RNA of Peronospora matthiolae, 324 nucleotides long. Lineage: Eukaryota; Oomycota; Peronosporomycetes; Peronosporales; Peronosporaceae. The record is from the annotation of a GenBank genome assembly.
AUGGAUGCCGAUGUCGAUGCGAUCGAUGUCGUUGAUGACGAUGACGAAGACGCUGGCAUAUUCAGCAUCUCAAAUGACCGCCAAAGUGAGGACGACGACACCAUCACUGUUGAAAACAAUGUUCUUUCAGCGGUGCACACGAAGCUCACUGCUGUUGACAAGGAUGUAUCAGCAGAGGAAUUCAUGCUGACUCGCGAAGCGGUUGUCCGCUUCGUUCAAGAACCUACUGCAGAUGCACAAGACGGACAGAAGAGAAAUGCAGACAAACAUGGAAGAGCAAAUGUUCUUUCAUUUGAUAAAGGAGACCUAGUUUUACUGUCUUAA